Crotalus tigris (Tiger rattlesnake) is the source of this 1380-nucleotide messenger RNA. It is a transcript of the gene EN1, whose product is annotated as engrailed homeobox 1. Gene Ontology annotation, cellular component: nucleus. The transcript is spliced from 3 exons. The record is from RefSeq and is a predicted model, not a curated record. Lineage: Eukaryota; Metazoa; Chordata; Lepidosauria; Squamata; Viperidae. The coding region runs from base 132 to 1298 and encodes 388 amino acids. Gene Ontology annotation, biological process: regulation of transcription by RNA polymerase II; neuron differentiation; multicellular organism development. Gene Ontology annotation, molecular function: DNA-binding transcription factor activity, RNA polymerase II-specific; RNA polymerase II cis-regulatory region sequence-specific DNA binding.
CCCCCUUUUCCGCCUAACAAAAUUCUCAGAACCGGAAUCCCCUCCACCACCUCCUGGACUGGCGAGGUGGGGGAGCCCGGAAAGUGGGGGGCCAAGACAAGAGCCGCGAUCUCCGGAGCUGGCGACCCACUAUGGAAGAGCAGGCGGACGCUAAAAGCCAGCGCGACUCGGCUCCGACUCCAGUCGGCGGGAGCAGCGGCAGCGGGAGCGACGGCGAGAGCGUCCCGGUGUCUCCCGGCGGCCACCCUCCCUUGUCUCCCGCCGCGCCUUGCCUCGUGCCUCUUCCCCAUCACCCGCACCACCAGCACCACCACCAGCACCACCACCACCACGGCCACCAGCACCACCAGCACCAGCCCCAGCCGCAGCCACAGCAGCAGCAGCAGCCGGCGCCUCCGCCCCCCCAGCAGCAGCAGCAGCAGCAGCAGCAGCCGAGGCCGCCCCCGCCGCCGCCCCCGCAGCAACAGCAGCACCGCACCACCAACUUUUUCAUCGACAACAUCCUGAGGCCGGACUUUGGCUGCAAGAAAGAGCACCUCUUCAUCCUGACCGGCGGCCCUGCGGCGGUCGGAGGAGGAGGAGGAGGGGGAGGAGGGGGAGGCAGCGGCGGCGGCGGCGGCGGCCGGGAGAGAGACCUAGACCGCGCGGCCAGCUCAGGUAGAGAAAAUGUCAGCUCACUGCUCGGCAGGCCCCUCCACCCGGCCUCCUCUCUCCUUAGCGCCGACUCGCCCGGGAACCCCGACAGCUCCUCCACGGCCUCCAAAGCGAGCCCCGCCGCGGCGGCAGCAGCGGUAGGGACGGCCAAGCCCCCCUCGGAAGGGAGUGGAACUAACCCGGCGAAGUACGGGGAGCACGCCAACCCGGCCAUCCUCCUCGUGGGCUCCGGGAAUGGAGGAGUGGGGGCCUCCGGCGAUUCUCAACAGCCGCUGGUUUGGCCGGCCUGGGUUUACUGCACUAGGUAUUCAGACAGACCGUCCUCGGGUCCCCGAACGAGGAAGCUGAAGAAGAAGAAGAACGAGAAGGAGGACAAGCGGCCGCGCACGGCCUUCACCGCCGAGCAGCUGCAGAGACUCAAAGCGGAGUUCCAGGCCAACCGCUACAUCACCGAGCAGCGGCGGCAGACGUUGGCCCAGGAGCUGAGCCUCAACGAGUCCCAGAUCAAGAUCUGGUUCCAGAACAAGCGGGCCAAGAUCAAGAAAGCCACCGGCAUCAAGAACGGCCUGGCCCUUCACCUCAUGGCCCAAGGACUGUACAACCAUUCCACCACCACGGUGCAGGACAAAGAGGAGAGCGAGUGAAGCCGGCCCGGCCCGGCUCGGCUCGGCUCGGCCCGGCUGUCCCCCACAGACUGCCCCCUCGCCCCGCCCCGCCCCGUCGCUC